Messenger RNA from Priapulus caudatus, 1137 nucleotides. RefSeq names its product cell division cycle and apoptosis regulator protein 1-like. NCBI's taxonomy places the organism in Eukaryota, Metazoa, Priapulida, Priapulimorpha, Priapulimorphida, Priapulidae. The annotation marks the transcript as partial. The record is from RefSeq and is a predicted model, not a curated record. Gene Ontology annotation, cellular component: nucleus. Gene Ontology annotation, biological process: regulation of DNA-templated transcription. The transcript has 8 exons.
ACGCCAUCGGCAACAGUUCGCUUGUUUUACGACAGAGCGCUGCCAUCUUCUCGUUUUUGUGUGCUGUAAAAUAUCAACUCAACUGUUUGCAUAUGCUGUUAGGAUUUUAUUGCCACUCGGGCAAUAAAAUAAACUAGGGGAGGAGGACGUGGUGAGUGCGUUCGCAUCAUGUCACAGUUUAGUGGUGCACGGAAGAAUCCACCAUGGGCAACCUCUAACGCCGUCCUUGGGGUCGGUCCGCCCGCGCCAGGCCCACAGUUGAGCAACCACCUACUGCAGGCAGGUCUUGGAGUAGUACCAGCGUCAUCAGCCUUGGGCAAUUCGACUUCCGUCACCAUGGCAGCAGCCGCCGGCCUAGCGCAGGCAGGUGGAUACUCCACUCAGCAGCUGGUCGGUCUGCAAGGACUCUCACAAGUGCAGACGAACGUGCUGCAGCAGCCCGGCGUCGCGAUCCCGACUACACUCGCGACGAGCCAGGUGCCAACGCUCACCGUCAGCUACCCGACGCCGCGCGCCAUGCAGCAGCAGCAGGCGCAGCAGGGCGCGCAGCUGCCUCCAGCUCAGCAGCAGCAGCAGCAGCCGAAGCAGCGCGUCUUCACGGGCAACGUGACAAAGAUCCACGACGACUUUGGCUUCGUCGACGGCGAUGUCUUCUUCCAGAUGAGCUGCGUUAAAGGACCGCCGCCUAAAGUCGGGGACAGAGUGCUGGUCGAGGCGAGGUUCAACGCCAACAUGCCGUUCAAGUGGAAUGCGAUGCGCAUACAAGUCCUUCCCCCAUCCGCACAGGUGGCUGCGACUGACACAGAUUACAUGAAUGAAUGGGAGGCAAGGCAGAUGUCGCUGGGAAAGUUUCUGGCGCAGCAGCAGUUGAGCAAUCAGGCGAUAUCGGUGCCGGGCAUGCCGACAAUUCCGCCGCCCGUCAUGAGCGGACCUCCGCCGCUCAUGGGCCAGACCGUCGGCGCCCCCUACGGACCGCCGCCGGCCGGACGCUUCAGCAACGUUGAGUCGAACUUCCCGCCGGCAAAGAGGAGGGAGCCACCAGUGCGCGAGAUGCGCGAGGAGCGUGGGCGCGACCGGGAACGCGAGCGCCGCCGCGAGCGAGACGAGAGGGCGCCACCGCCACACAAGCGCUCGAUC